Otolemur garnettii (small-eared galago) is the source of this 3006-nucleotide messenger RNA. It is a transcript of the gene MCF2, whose product is annotated as MCF.2 cell line derived transforming sequence. Gene Ontology annotation, molecular function: guanyl-nucleotide exchange factor activity. Gene Ontology annotation, cellular component: cytoplasm. The transcript has 28 exons. Bases 16 to 3006 code for a protein of 996 amino acids. Gene Ontology annotation, biological process: intracellular signal transduction; dendrite development. The record is from RefSeq and is a predicted model, not a curated record. NCBI's taxonomy places the organism in Eukaryota, Metazoa, Chordata, Mammalia, Primates, Galagidae.
AUCAGUCAUUUCUUAAUGCAAGACAUCGCUUUUUUGUCUGGUGGCCGAGGAAAGGACAAUGCUUGGAUCAUUACGUUUCCAGAAAACUGUAAUUUUAGAUGUAUACCAGAAGAUGUAAUAGCAAAAGUACUCACUUACCUGACAUCUAUUGCAAGGCAAAAUGGAUCUGACUCUCGGUUUACCAUUAUUCUGGAUCGAAGAUUGGAUACAUGGUCUUCUCUCAAAAUUUCUCUCCAAAAAAUUUCAGCUUCCUUCCCUGGGAACCUGCACUUGGUUUUGGUUUUACGUCCUACCAGUUUUCUUCAACGAACUUUCACAGACAUUGGAUUUCGAUUUAGUCAGGAGGAUUUCAUGCUCAAAUUACCGGUUGUUAUGCUGAGCUCAGUUAGUGAGUUGCUGACAUACAUUGAUGACAAGCAAUUAACCCCUGAGUUAGGCGGCACCUUGCAGUACUGCCACAGUGAAUGGAUCAUCUUCAGAAAUGCAAUAGAAAAUUUUGCCCUCACAGUGAAAGAAAUGGCUCAGAUGCUACAGUCCUUUGGAACUGAACUGGCUGAGACUGAACUACCAGAUGAUAUUCAUUCAAUUGAAGAAAUUCUGGCAAUUCGUGCUGAAAGGUAUCGUCUGUUAAAGAAUGAUAUUACAGCUGUAACCAAAGAAGGAAAAAUUCUGCUAACAAACCUGGAAGUGCGUGACAUUGGAGAGGAUGAAAGUUCAACAGUAGAGAGUCAUCAAAUAACUGGUGACUGGCAUACUAUUAAUAAACUGCUGACUCAAGUACAUGAUAUGGAAAAAGCUUUUGAUGGAUUUUGGGAAAAACACCAAUUAAAAAUGGAGCAGUAUCUGCAACUCUGGAAGUUUGAACAGGAUUUUCAAGAGCUUGUGGCUGAAAUUGAGUUUCUAUUGCGCCAACAAACAGAUCUGGGUGAUGUAACAGGGAAUAUAACUCAAGUCAAACAAAAAUUAAAAAAGUUGGAGAACCUAGAUGAAAACUCUCAGGACCUAAUAGCCAAGGCCCGAUUUGUGAUAUUACAUGGACACAGACUUGCUGCAAAUCACCAUUAUGCACUUGAUCUAAUCUGCCAGAGGUGCAAUGAGCUCCGCUAUCUUACUGAUAUUUUGAUUAAUGAGAUCAAAAGGAAACGGAUACAGCUCAGCAGGACCUUCAAAAUGCAUAAACUCCUACAGCAGGCUCGUCAGUGCUGUGAUGAAGGGGAAUGUCUUCUAGCUAAUCAGGAAAUGGAUAAGUUUCAGUCUAAAGAAGAUGCUCAGAAAGCUCUCCAAGACAUUGAAAAUUUUCUUGAAAUGGCUCUACCCUUCAUAAAUUAUGAUCCUGAAACCCUACAGUACGAAUUUGAUGUAAUUUUAUCUCCAGAACUCAAGAUCCAGAUGCAGACUGUGCAGCUGAAGCUUGAAAAUAUCCGAAGUAUAUUUGAGAACCAACAGGCUGGUUUCAGGAACCUGACGGAUAAGCAUGUGAGGCCAAUCCAGUUUGUGGUCCCCACAUCUGAAAAUUUGAUGAGAUCUAGAACUCCAUUCUUUUCAUCUAAACAUGUGGGAGUUGGAUACUCUUUCUUUCAAGCAUGUAAACUUUUUUCAAAAGGGAAGAAGGACUGGAGACAAAAUCAGAACAACUUAAAAAUCGAAGUGGUGCAUGAUUGCCAGGAGAAGAGAAGUUCUGGUCAAUCCUCCAGUUUGGAAAACGAUAAUAGUUUGGAUGUCUUAAAGAAAUAUGUCCUAAAUGAGCUGAUACAGACCGAGAGGGUGUACGUUCGAGAGCUGUUUACUGUUUUGUUGGGCUAUAGAGCAGAGAUGGAUAAUCCAGAGAUGUUUGAUCUUAUGCCACCUCUCUUGAGAAAUAAAAAGGAUGUUCUCUUUGGAAAUAUGGCAGAAAUAUAUGAGUUCCAUAAUAGCAUUUUCAUGAGCAGCCUGGAAACUUGUACUGAUGCCCCUGAACGAGUGGGACCUUGUUUCCUGGAAAGGAAGGAUGAUUUUCAGAUGUAUGCAAAAUACUGUCAGAAUAAGCCCAGAUCAGAAGCAAUUUGGAGAAAGUUCUCAGAAUGCGCCUUUUUCCAGGAAUGUCAAAGAAAACUAAAACACAGACUUGGUCUGGAUUCCUAUUUACUCAAACCAGUGCAGCGAAUCACUAAAUAUCAGUUGUUGUUGAAGGAGCUAUUAAAAUAUAGCAAAGAAAGUGAAGGAACUACUCAAUUAAAAGAGGCGCUUGACACAAUGCUGGAUUUACUGAAGGCAGUUAAUGACUCUAUGCAUCAGAUCGCAAUAAAUGGCUAUAUUGGAAACUUAAAUGAGCUGGGCAAGAUGAUAAUGCAAGGUGGAUUCAGUGUUUGGACAGGACACAAGAAAGGUGCUACAAAAAUGAAGGAUUUUGCUAGAUUCAAACCAAUGCAGCGACAUCUUUUCUUAUAUGAGAAAGCUGUUGUUUUUUGUAAAAGACGUGUUGAAACUGGAGAAGGCUGUGACAGAUACCCGUCAUACAGUUUUAAGCACUGUUUGAAAAUGGAUGAAGUUGGAAUCACUGAACACGUAAAAGGUGAUAACCGCAAGUUUGAAAUCUGGUAUGGCGGGAAAGAAGAAGUUUAUAUUGUCCAGGCUCCUAAUGUUGAAGUAAAGAUGUUGUGGUUAAAAGAAAUAAGAAAUAUUUUGUUGAAGCAACAGGAACUUAUGACAGUUAAAAAACAAAAACAACAGAAUGGGUUAUCAGAGCAGAAUCAGCUUUCUUCUCAGAAUGAUGAAAAGCAGCAGGGAGCUAUUGCACGUUUCGAGGAAACUGAAUCAGAACACGCUAGCGGUAUGGUGGAGGUCUCUGAGGCAAUCUUGGCAGGUCAGGCGGCAGCAAGUGCAGUUUGGACUGAGAUGUCACACUCUGCAGAAACCCUUGAAGAGCCUGACGAGUGGCCAAGCAACUAUUUCUACUCUACUUAUGGAAAUGAAGAAGAAGAUAGGUCCCUAAUGAGACCUGUGACGGACAUGGCUCUCCUAUUUUGA